This is a messenger RNA of Portunus trituberculatus (swimming crab), 874 nucleotides long. RefSeq lists its product as uncharacterized. Lineage: Eukaryota; Metazoa; Arthropoda; Malacostraca; Decapoda; Portunidae. The record is from RefSeq and is a predicted model, not a curated record. Bases 20 to 673 code for a protein of 217 amino acids. The transcript has 3 exons.
CUCAGCGCUGCGACUCGAGAUGAAGUUAGUGUGGGGUCGCACGGUGGUGUGGCUGGCGGUAUGGCUGGCGGCGGCGACCCUCGUGGCGGCGGAUGCGGCAGCGGAACCAGCAGCGGAGGCGGACGCGAAGGCAGAGGCAAAACCGAAAGCAAAACCGGACCCAGAUGCUGUGUACCCUGCGCCCUGCUACCCUGAGACCAUCUACCACACCCAGUACAUCCCCAAAGUGCAGCAGGUACCCGUGUACUCCACCAUCUACAAGCACCAGUACAUCUCCAAGACAUACUACAAGACCCAGUUCCACACGCAGUACCAGACCCAGUACCAGACCCAGUACGUCCCCAAGUACAUCACAGAGACAGUGUACAAGACGGACCACCAGUACAUCACCCAGUACAAGACCUACUACCACACCGUCUACCACACCCAGUACUCCACACAUGUAAACUACGUGCCCCAGUACAUCACGCACACCCAGUACCACACCCAGUACGUCACCACCCUGCAGUACCAGCCGGUGUACACAACUCUGUAUAAGCCGGAGUACAUCACGAAGCACCAGUUGUUGUACCACACCCAGUACCAGACCCAGUACGUGCCCCAGUACCUCACAGUGACGAAGGCUUACAAGACCUACAAGACGGUGUGUCCCAAGCCAGCCUAUGGGUACUAAGACUAAGCCACGUGUAAGCCAUCACCACCAUGACCAUUAUUUCUUCCUUCAGUCUCCUUCAGUCUCCUUCAACCGCGUCACUCUCCUCGCUUUGCUCCUUCUUCUAUCUCGCCUUCUCUUUCCUUCCUUCGUCCUCUAUAUAACCUGUUUUUCUUUUUUGUCUUCUCUAUUUAUCUCUCCUUCCUUCACCUUCCUUCAUUC